Exserohilum turcica Et28A is the source of this 4989-nucleotide messenger RNA. RefSeq lists its product as uncharacterized. Lineage: Eukaryota; Fungi; Ascomycota; Dothideomycetes; Pleosporales; Pleosporaceae. The annotation marks the transcript as partial. The transcript has 4 exons. The record is from RefSeq and is a predicted model, not a curated record.
CAGUAUCGCCUUUUCUUUCUGGUCAUACCCAUAGCUCGUACAUCAUUCGACACCACCUCGCCCGACCCACCCACGAACAAGACAGAAGCCGGCACGGGUCUCCCCUGUCUGCUUCUUCUCCAGCGAUACCCCACUGUCCGCAGCACGAUGCUCUCCGAUCGAGACCCCAAUGGCGGCGGCCGCACGUCGAGAGCCUCCAACGUGUCUGCUCUGAGUCGGACGUCAGGUAAAACCGCACAACGACCACCAAGCUCUGACUUCCCAGCUCUCGUCGGCCGCGGCGUCUCCUCGAUGCUCCGCACCGAGACGGAGAUGGGCAAUGUUGGCGGCGUUGUCCUGGACGACUUGUCUGGCGUCGGCAGCAUGCAUCGCACUCUGCAGCGGCAUCGCGCCCCCAGCCGGAUGUCGACAGCUUCGUCCAUGUCCAACACCUCGAGCGGAGCUAGCAAGCACUUCCGUGGAUAUCCUUCGUCGUCGUCGGCACCCCGACACUCAACAGGGCCACACGGUCCGCAGUAUGUCGCGAAUGUCCUUACGCCGCCGAUGCCGAACGGCACUGCACCAUCGUCCUUUGACGAGUUGGGCAACCGCAGCAGAGAUCCGCAGCGCUCGCGGUCAAUGACAAACAGCAUGCAUCCUCCUUACGCACUCUCGAGCAACAGGUCCCUUACCAGCCUGCGCCCGGCGCAUGGUUCGCAUCCCCAGAACCCAUAUGUCUAUCCAGGCUCUUAUGGUGCUGGGCUCAUGCCAAUGAACUCCAACCACCGUCCGAUCUCACCCGCCCUGAGCGACAAUACCGGCAUGCGCCCACGGGCUUCACACCGCCUUGAAGACCAGCGACUAUCGAACGGUGGCUACGGCCAGGCCUACGCCAACAUGGGACGCGCUCACAGAAAGAGAGGCCAACAAAACGGAGGACAGGGGCAGCAAUACCGUGGCCUCGGGAACCCGCACAACGUAGGGCAGAUGAGGACCAGACUUCCCUCUCAGCCAUCCUUGUUGACGCCGCCUCUGCCAGCAAACCACAAGCAUCGUAUCGCGGUUGAGCACGCUCGCUGCAAGAGGCCUGCGCCAGGCUCUGUUUCCAGCGGCUCGACAAACUUGCGUGCCGAUUCCGAUGUUCCGUCGUCUGACAUGACUUCGCCUCCGACGCCAAGGGACGGCACGCACAUAGAGUUGCUGCACAACCGGGAUGGCACAAAGGCAGUGGAUCUUCGCACCAUGGGUUCCAACAAACUCAUCGUCUCUGAAGAAAAGACGUCUGUAGCGUACUACGACUACAGUGAGCAGUUUGAUCACGACGAGUACGCGCAGCCGGACACCAGGGCCAUUCCCACAGGCUUCGUAGAUCGGACCGUCAUCGAGCAGUGCGUCCCAGCGAGUGGCGUGGCGGCAUUGAACAGUGAUUCUUUUUUAGAGCAAGAGGCACAGCCAAUCAUGGCGCAGCCGGCCAACAUCGCAGAGCUUCCAGCGUCACCGGUAGCUCGGCGUAUUACCAGGGAUUUGAUAUUAAAAGGUCUGGAGGCUUCGACGACGGGCGAUAUCCAGAGUUUGGCCAAGUCUCCAAAUACUUCAGUGGACAGUGAACGUACUCAGUCGGUUGAUCUUCCGGUCAAGCCACACUCGGCAGCCGAUGGGCAAGUCAGGACGUCGUUGCACUCGGCGCAGAACAAGGAGAACCGCUACAGCAUUCUCUCGCAGGCUGGAUCGAGCAUUCUUGACUCGUCGACUCUCAAUUUCGCGGUCAGGCAUUCGAUACCAGUAGCCACGAAUGGUGGGUUUGGAGAAGAGGUUGCACGUGAGUUUGGGAGGGAUGCCAACAUGGCUGCGAGUCCUGGACGCAGUACCGAGGAUGGGAUGACCGAUGUCUUAGCCGGCUACCAGGGGGGCGAUUCCAAGUGCGAGACUGAUUUGCUCAGAAAUGUUACGAAUUCCGAGAAAAAGACGCAUGCAGAGGAGCAUACAGCGACUGGUACAGAGGAUGUCAUGAAGCCGUUGCCGCUUGUCAUACCAUCCACAAGCAACCAUGCUCAUAAACCGUCGGACGAUCAAUCUUUCAAGUCUUGUACAGACAUGCUGGAAGAACCAUCUGGUCGAGCGCUGUCCGACUCGCAGAAAGACUGUGUCGGAUCUUCCGGGUCAGCUACUGACACCUUGCGCAAGCGAGAGGAACAUCCGAAGGAAUCUGGAACCUGCUCUUUCUCGACAACCAGUGAUGCUGUUGGCCCCGAUUGUGAAGCUUUUGUACCGCCAUCUCGACUCCCUCUGCCAAGUUUAGGGACAAUGGUUAUGAAAAAGAACAAGACCAGUUCCGAUGUGUCUUCCGGGUUGCCUGCAGUCGUACCUCGCAAGCAGCCUCCAGUACCUCGUCGGGAGUCAAGCUUCUCGACUGUAGCAAACAAGCUUCGGCCAAACUCGAAAACAAGCGUCAGGAAGAGUUCCUUGUCGGCCUCGGGAUCUUCUUCUACGCUGAGUACUACGCAUCCGUCACUGGUAGUACCUCAACGAGACUCGAGUGUGUCCAAGGAAGCUCAGCGAGUACAUGCUGCAGUAUCUUUCUUGAUGCGUCCUCUGCCGUCCCGAUUUGCCAAAGGCCUGAAGCGCGCUGACGCGGAUGAUACUCCAAAGUCGGAUGAGACAGUUCUGUGCACAGUCGCAUCUCCACAGGAUACCAACGGUGGUGCCGCUUCUAAAGAUGUACCAGUGUCACCGUCGACUGUAGAUGCUGAAGAGCUCAUCGAAAAGGUGUCUUUGACACCAACAGGGGUACCUCCUAAGACACGAGUCAUCAGGUUUGAUCCUCCGGAGGCCGAUAACCAGCACAAGGCUUUUGGAAACAGCCCAGCUCCCGAGAAAGAUCAGCAAACUCCGGGUAGUAUGUCGCCUGUGGUUCCAGAGCCGUCCUCUGUAUACUCGAUCCAGGAUCAUUCUUCCCCCAGCCACGAAGAGGCUUGUCCGCAUGUUGUCCCUACCUCUUCAGAUAGCAAUCGACGUGACAGCCAGACUACUACACAUCUGGAAUGGCACCACUAUGGACAGCCUUGCGCAGCCCCGGAUUCCCAGCAGAUGUCAUUGCGCCCGUCGAAUGGUAUUGGAUCUCACCUUGACUCGCUGGCUCUGGCACCGUUGACCAACAGCCAAGAGGACAGUACAACUGAUCUAAGGCUUUCGAGGUACCGCUACCCUGGUCCGUCGCGUUAUCUUCCUGACCUGAAGGAGGAGUCGCACGAAGACUCGAGUCUUAACACCAGUGCCAGUAACCUGAAAAGCUCGAGUUUUCGAUACCCAUUUGGAGCUCCAUCGGGUAUUCGGGCUUCGGGUGAGGAUUUGAUCAACUUCUCGAGGAGGUCAUCGUCGAGGGCGUCGUGUCGGCGCAGUGGCGUGGACAGCAGUGUCGGUGGCGCGCUCGCUCAGACGCACGGCUUGCCUUCGAUGCGGUUCAGCCGGAUCAAUCUGUUUGACGGACUGUCUGAUGAUCUUGGCCUGCGGUACUCUCGUUCGAUGGAGGAGGUGGCCCAUGUCUCGCAGAGACUGAGUAGAGCCAAUCCGCCGCGGCCUGCAUCGGCUGGUGAUGUAAAGGGCCUGCAGAUUUCGCUUGCUGAGCUCGAAGAGGUUGAGCGCUCGAGGAUGUCGAUGCAGCCUAAUACCAUGAUGGGAUUGUUAGCUAUGCAUGGUGCUCGCUCGCCCGAGUUCAUGGCGGAGAUUGAGCGGCUGACGAUACCUUCGGUAGGGGGACUUACUCAGCGCUUCUCCGAGUUCUUCCCGUCGCUCAGGGAGUAUUACAAGUGCGGUGAAUCAGCAGAGUUUCCGGUCGAGGAAGAGAUUGAGAAGCAUGCAAUCGAGGAGAUCCAUGAGGUGCAUCCUACGCAGAAGCGCUCGUCUGCUCGUCUGCGGCCUAUCCGUGGUGUCUCGCACAUGGUUGUCAUUGACGAUGACCUCUAUGAAGAGAUGACGGGCAAGGAGAAGGGCAAGGAGAAGGAGAAGAAUGCUGCAAGUGCUAUGGACGAGGGUGCUGCAGCAACGGACGCUAGUGGGGCAGGCUCAAUUGGGGGGGAGUCGGAGAAGGGCAAAGGCGUGACGACGCCGCCAACACAGCACGAGACUGCUCCGCUUCCCAAGCUGCAAGGACCCUCACCUGUCUUCCUCCGCCCACGCUCCAACACAGUCAAUCUUCAAGGCCGCCGCCAUUCAGGAGAGUCUGCUUUGUCAUCGAGAAGGUCAUUGAGGUCGUUUGUCUCUACGCCCACGGCAACCGAGACGCGUCCCUGGAACUCGGACAAGAACUAUCCUUGGACAACAUCAACAAACCCCUCGAUUGACAUCUCACUCCCACCACCCACGGCCGCGAAGCACUCGCCUCGCCCCGGUCCUUCGCAUCUCCGCAACAGGCUUUCUGAAGCGUCGAGUGCGAGCUCUUUCUCGACUGCACAGACUGCCACAGCGUCGCCCUUUGGCUCGCCCGCUGACAGCACCGCACACGCUCGCCAACACCGCUUCAGCAGCUUUGGCCGCAGCAACGACCAGCCGCACGAAGUAGGAGAGCGCUACCCCACGUCUGCCUUGUCACCCCCUACAGCCAUCUUCCGCGACCACCUGUCUGCCUCUGACACGUCUGACGACGAGUACUACGACACGUCUCGCAAGACCAGGCUCUCGCUGCGCAAGCGCUUUUCAUCAAGCCACAAAAGUACGCUCCACAACCCACCACACUCUCGAGCCGCCCGAGGCAAGCCUAACCAAGACCCAGCUCCUCCCGAGUCGACGGGACCAUCAGCAGCCUCCAUUGUCCAAGACAGUGCCGGCGAAGCACAAGCCUUCAGCUCUGCGGCCAAAGCCAACCGCCACACCUUCCGCGACGCGGAGGGCAUGCGAGCAGCUGACUACCGCAAGCAACGCAUCAUCGACUGUCUCAAGACGUGGUGGCACAAGAGCUCCCGCCUCAUCCGACACCUCUCUAUCCGCAAAGACUCAAACACCACUAGCGCCUAA